Molecule: messenger RNA, 559 nt
Organism: Helicoverpa zea (corn earworm)
Lineage: Eukaryota; Metazoa; Arthropoda; Insecta; Lepidoptera; Noctuidae
Product: leucine-rich repeat serine/threonine-protein kinase 1-like
Exons: 5
Coding region: 1-456 (151 amino acids)
Source: RefSeq, a predicted model, not a curated record
AUGAGCAUCUCACGGAGGACAAGAGUGUGCGUAUACCAGUGGUCGGUGGGCUGCAAGCAGCAGUGCGCGAGGCUGGACUGCAGCAAGCUGGUGCCCUGCUCCGAGAGCCUGCAGUCCAUAGCCUUGGAUGAGCAUCUCACGGAGGACAAGUGUCGGGUGACAGCCCUCUGUGCUCUGAGAGGCGAGCUGUACAUAGGCACGGCGUGGGGCUGCGUGAUCGUGGCCGACGCUACCUCACUGCGGCCUCUGACCGUGUUCAGACCUUAUGAGGAAGAUGUGCGAGUAAUAAUCCCCCUGCACCCCCACAAGGCGGAGGAGGCUCCAAUGAUCGCCACGUUCGGGCACGGAUACCGACCGCUGUUGCAGAGAUAUACUCCACAUUCAUCCAGCUCAACCAACACCCAUAACGGCUACUAUUGUCUUCUAUGGCAGACCCAGCAUUGGCUGCCCGACUAGAACCAACCAGCCCACCGCUGGACAAACCAUCUUGAAGUUAAGCCCACUUUUGUGGCAGACAAGUGGGCAUAAAUGACCCGGGGAGACUUAAUGGAGAAUAGAA